Messenger RNA from Drosophila obscura, 3908 nucleotides. It is a transcript of the gene Cyp6t3, whose product is annotated as probable cytochrome P450 6t3. The coding region runs from base 2126 to 3634 and encodes 502 amino acids. The transcript is spliced from 3 exons. Lineage: Eukaryota; Metazoa; Arthropoda; Insecta; Diptera; Drosophilidae. The record is from RefSeq and is a predicted model, not a curated record. Gene Ontology annotation, molecular function: oxidoreductase activity, acting on paired donors, with incorporation or reduction of molecular oxygen; monooxygenase activity; heme binding. Gene Ontology annotation, biological process: insecticide catabolic process; response to DDT.
AGUGAUUGAAAAAUGCCUAUAGAGUGGGAGGGAUAGAUGGAUUUAUCUAGAGGCGAGAGUAUAGAAUGUCGCGAGUGUAAAGAGUGUAGAGAGCAUUAUGUGUAGUCUCAUCGGAUUUAUCCAGUAAGCCGCAUGCGUUUCUUAUUGCUUUGCUCCGAUAGACACGCAAUUUUCCAAUCAAAAUCCACUCCAAGAUGUGACAGUCUCGGCCGUCUACCCAGUUCAAUUUUAAAUGGCAGAACACGCGAAUCUCGGACUUAGUUCACAUUCAGUUGCUGUUGGCUGCAUUGCUCCGAACGAGUCCCAAAGCUAGGUGAGUCAUCUAUGUGCAUAUAUCAGAUACCCAAAGGAUUGCGCACAAGCCUCAAGUGUAUGCCGCCCUGGGCCUGCAGUAUUAUGGCCUUGGGAUCAAGCCUCAUGCGCCGCGGAGUGCGCUCCGAUGUGGUCACCUGAUGAUUGCGCAGAAGAUUCACCAGCCCCACCUUUGCCUGCAGCAGUCCAAAUCGCUCGCCGAUGCAGCCAUGCGGACCCAGGCCAAAGGGCAUGUACGUGUAGGGCGUCUGCAGUUUUCGAUUGGCGGGGGGAGAAGCGCUCCGGCUGGAACUUCCGUGGCUGUGGAAAGUACUAGAAGCAAAGAAAAAGAUUAGCUACAGCCCAGAGAUUGAUUCGGUGCUACCGCAGCCCACCUGGGGAUCCAUGUGCAGGGCAUAGCAGGGUAUGUAGAUGGGCAUUCCCUUGGGCACACGAAACUCGUGGAACGGCGACAGGGAGUAGCCCUCGUCCUCGGCCGUGCACUCUCGGUCCAGGAACGGCAGCGGGGGAUACAUGCGCAGCACCUCCAGCAGUAUCAUAUGCAUAUACUCAAGGGAAUCGAUUAGCUGAAGGGUCACCUGUCCCCCGCUGGCCAGCAGAGCCUCCUUGAUCUCAUGCCUCAGACGCUGCUGGAUGUCGGCAUCCUUGGCCAGCUCGUACAUGGCAAAGGCCAUCGUGGAGGAGGAGGACUCGAAGCCGGCGGUAAAGAAGAGCACCGCCUGUGCCACUAGGAUGUCGCCCUCGAACACAAACUGGCCGUGAUCCCCAGACGCCUUGGCCUGUUGUGUGCUGCGCCGGAACUCGAUGAGGAUGUCGAUGAGAUCGUUGCGCGUCUGCUGGGUCCGUUCGCGCUCCGCCAUCACAUAGUUGAUGGUGUUGCGCAGGAACCGCGUGGCCCCGGCCGGCACCACCUUGAAGCCAAAGAGCGGCACCAGAUGCGGCAGGAAGAAGACCAGCGUAAACUCCGCCGCCCGCUUCAGGCUAAACUCGAAGACCGAUCGGCCGUGCCGGCGGAACUCACCAUUCGGCUGAGUGAAGCUAUUGGCCUGGACCCCGUAGGCCACCGUGGCAAUCACGUCCGUGGUGAAGAGGGCACACAGCUCCUUGGCUUCCAGGUCGAAGCAGCGGGUCCGCUCGUUGUGCAGCGGCUGCUCCCGGAGAUGGGCGUCCAGAUUGGAGCCCACCUCUGCGAUGAGGGGAAACAUGUUCUUCAGCUUGUUGCUGGUAAAGAAGGGCGACAGCUUGAAGCGCACCUCCUUCCAGGCCGGAUUCUUCAGGAAGAAUAUGUUUUGCGAUCCCAACGGAUCGCCCUUGUAGUCAGAGUUCGAGUAUCUGUUGGAGAACUUGCCAAAGUCCUUGAUCAUGAUCCGCUUGAUCAGAUCGGGAUCGCGCACCAGCAGCGCCGGCCGGUGGAAGACGUGUAUGCCCACAAAGGGCUCGUUCACAGCAUCCGGAUGAUUGUAGAGCUGUCCCAUAAAGUCCGCCGGACUGUCCCUCAUGCUCAGCAGUCCCGCCAGGUUGCCCACUAUCCAGUGGGGUCGCAGCUCGCGCACUCCUCGACGCCGCCAGUAGGCAUAGUGCUGCUGCAGCAGGAAGCAGAGGGUGGCCAACACGAUGACCACCAACAGAAGCAGUCCAAGUACCAUGUUUGCUCUGAGAGAUUCCUCGGGCUACUGACGCCUUCCCAGCGAACUCAUCGCGGGUUUAAGCAGCUUCGGAAGCUGCUGGGGCAGCGCCGGUUCAUCAAGAUCCCCGUCAAGGUGCCCUGUUCCAUGAAUGAAUUUAGUUUGUGAAUGGUUUCAUCAGUUUCAUCAUGGUUCCAUUGUGGCUGCUGAUGUGCGCCAUCCUCUCCAUCUACCUCUGGCUGAGGCAAAGGUACAGCUACUUUGAGCGCCACAAUAUCGUCCACCUGCCCGUGUCGGCCUGGACACCACUGGGACAUCUCAGGAAGCUGCUGCUGCUGCGCAUCUCCUUUGGCGAUCUCUUCCACAACAUCUAUGCAGAUCCGCGCGGCCAUCAGGCCAAGGUAGUGGGUUUCUUCCUGUUCCAGACCCCAGCUUUGAUGGUGCGCGAUCCGGCGCUGAUACGCCUUGUGCUGAUCAAGCAUUUCAACAGCUUUCUGAAUCGAUAUGAGGCCGCAGACGCUGCUGGCGAUCCGAUGGGUUCGCUGACGCUGCCGCUGGCCAAGUACCACAACUGGAGGGAGAGUCGUCAGUCCAUGGCGCAGCUGUUCACCAGCGGCCGCAUGCGGGAGUCAAUGUACCCGCUGAUGCUGGGAGUGGUGACCGAUCUGGAGCAAUAUCUUCACAGGAAGCUGGGGGACCGGUCCGAGCGGAUGCUACCCCUCAGUAAAAUGUGUCAGCUGUACACCACCGAUGUGACGGGAAACCUCUUCUACAGCAUGGACGUGGGCGGACUGCGUCGAGGCAAAUCCCAGCUGCUGAAGAAGACCAAGGAGCUGUUUGACCCCGAUCCCCGGAAGGUCUUGGACUUCAUGAGCAUCUUCUUCUUGCCCCAGUGGACGAAGCUGCUGCGGGCAAAGGUAUUCAGCAAGGAGUACGCACAGUUCAUGCGAAGCUUAGUGGGGCAUCCGCGGGAGCGGAGCAAGGGCGAUCUGAUCGAUCAGCUGCUGCACCUGCAGAGCAGUCGACCCUCCAGCCACUACGCCCAGCAUCCGGACUUCAUCGCCUCCCAGGCGAGCAUCAUUCUGCUCGCUGGCUUCGAGACUUCCUCGGCUCUGCUCGGCUUCACCCUGUACGAGCUGGCCAAGCAGCCCGAUCUGCAGCAGCGUCUGCGGGAGGAGCUGGCAGAGGCUUUUGCACUGGCUCCCACGCUCACCUAUGAGACGCUGGUCACGCUGCCCUUCCUUCGGAUGGUCUGCCUGGAGGCACUGCGGCUAUAUCCAGCCGCUGCCUUCAUCAACAGGGAGUGCACCAGCUCGGAUCCGAAGGGAUUCGCCCUGCAGCCACACGUGGACUUUGUGAUUCCAAACGGGAUGCCUGCCUACAUCUCCAUCCUGGGACUGCAUCGCGAUGAAAAGUACUGGCCCGAUCCCAACCGCUUUGAUCCCGAACGAUUUGGUCCGGAUCGGAGCAACGACAUCGUGCCGAUGACUUAUAUACCAUUUGGAGCUGGCCCCCAUGGCUGCAUCGGCAGUCGUCUGGGCUCUUUGCAGCUGAAACUGGGCCUGGCCCACAUAUUGAGGCUGUGCCGGGUGGAGGUCUGCGAGCAAACGGUGCCCAAGAUACGAUUCAAUCCGAAAACGUUCAUGCUGGAAUCCAAGGAUGAGAUCUACUUGCGAUUCUACAGGGACAAGCUAUAAAUUAACGGCUGCUUUUCACCGCCUGGCUGUGAUACUUGGGUAUGGGGAAAUGGGAAAGUAUUAUUUUGAUAUCGAAAGAAAAUGUUUUAUUUGAAUUGAAUUUGUUUUUACUUCGGAUGAAACACCUUUCUUUGUUUUUUUCUUGGGUUAUUUAUGUGGCGACCGUGGUUGGGGGUCAACAGACACACACACACAGACACGCAAUAUGGGUUAACAUUCACUCGAAAGCGAAUUAUAUUUCCUUAACAUUUUGAAUACUUUAUACACAGACACA